Molecule: messenger RNA, 1864 nt
Organism: Orussus abietinus
Lineage: Eukaryota; Metazoa; Arthropoda; Insecta; Hymenoptera; Orussidae
Product: glutathione hydrolase 1 proenzyme
Exons: 9
Coding region: 71-1864 (597 amino acids)
Biological process (GO): glutathione catabolic process
Cellular component (GO): plasma membrane
Molecular function (GO): glutathione gamma-glutamate hydrolase
Source: RefSeq, a predicted model, not a curated record
GACAUCUCCGAUGAAAGACUCAAAAUGGACCAAUGAAGAGACAAGACAGCCGGAUUGAUGAUCCCUGAAAAUGUUCCGCCUCCGUGAAAGAUACUUCAAUGCAGCGAUUCUGAUCGUGGCGGGGGUCGUGUUGACGAUCGUCUUGGUAAGCAGUCUCCGGAGGGCCGCCGGAAGCCAUGAGGACGCCAUUUUGGUCCCGCCGGACCCGCUCGAUUUCCAGCCGCCAUCUUGGAGCAGCUUGAGAACUUUCAAACGCGGAGCCGUCUGCGCCGAUGGCGUCCCUUGCGCCUCGAUCGGCAGGUCUAUGCUCGAGAGAAAUGGAUCGGCCAUGGAUGCUGCCUUGGCGGCUCUGAUCUGCAAUGGGAUGGUGAAUAUGCAAAGCAUGGGUCUAGGAGGUGGAUUCCUGCUUACAGCUUACGAAAAAGCUUCGGAAAGAGCUUUUGUCCUUAAUGCAAGAGAUGCCGCUCCCCUGGCCGCUCAUGUCCACAUGUUCGACAACCUGCCCUCCCAGGCUUCUCGUGCAGGUGGACUCGCCGUCGCCGUUCCUGGAGAACUCGCCGGCUACUGGGAAGCCCACGAGAGGUUCGGGAAGCUGCCCUGGGCAGAUCUCUUCUGGCCCAGCAUCGAGCUCUGCGAGAACGGGUACAACCUGACGAAACCACAGUAUGGGGACCUGUUUUUCAACAAGGACAACAUCUACGGAGAUCCCGUCCUCAGGGAGUGGUUCAUCGAUCCGGAGACGAGAACCUUCCGGAAACCUGGGUCCAUAAUACGUCCGAAGGAGCUUUGCAAGACCCUGAGGAUAAUAGCCGAAAGAGGUGCCUCGGAAUUGUACAAUGGCAGUCUGGGACGUUUUCUUGUAGAAGAUGUACAGCGACGAGGUGGGGUUCUAUCGAUGCAGGACCUUCGUCAGUACAGAGCCAAAUGGGAAGAACCAGUCGCCACAAAUUUCUCCGAUGGCACGACGUUGUACUCUUCAGGAUUGCCUGGAAGCGGAGCGGUCCUAGCCUUCAUUCUUAAUAUCCUGGAGGGCUAUCGAUUCUCGGCAGCCAGUAUCGCUAGCAUGAACGAGACUGUGAAAACUUAUCACAGGAUUGCGGAAGCUUUCAAAUUCGCGUACGCCAUCAGGUCCGAAAUGGGCGACCAGGACUUCGUCGACAUGGAAGAAAUAACAAGAAACCUGACGUCUAAGGACUACGCCAGGCUGGUGAGGGAAAAGAUCGACGAGAACAGGACCUUCAACGACCCAGAGCAUUAUGGAGUUACCGCCGAAAGUCCUGAAGACCAUGGAACUUCUCAUAUUUCCGUCCUGGCACCCAACGGAGACGCAGUAUCCGUCACCAGCACGGUCAAUUUGUACUUCGGCAGCGGCGUCGUCAGCGAGAGGACGGGUAUUUUGUUGAACAGCGGCAUGGACGACUUCGGUUUACCUUCUCGGCACAGUUAUUUUGGCUUACCGCCCAGCAGAAGCAAUUUAAUAGAGCCCGGGAAGAGGCCGCUUUCUUCCAUGGCGCCCAGCGUCCUCGUGGACCAAAAUGGCGGCGCCAAGAUGGCGAUCGGAGCCGCAGGCGGCACCAAGAUCACCACGGCUCUCGCUUUCGUAAUCGCCCGUUACUUGUGGAUGAACAACUCUCUCAAGGAAGCGGUCGACGCGUCCAGAAUCCACCAUCAGCUCUUCCCGAUGAAGCUACUAUACGAAUAUGGCGUGCCGAAUGCGAUUAUUGACGGUUUAAGAAAGCUGGAUCAUCACACCGAAAGAUACAGAGAUCGCGGUAGCAUCGUCUGUGGCCUUCUUCGUGUCAACGGCACCGUCUUCGCCAACGCCGAUUUCCGAAAAGGCGGCGACGUCUAUGGAAUCGACUAA